GGCUUCUUUACCUAAUCAUCCGUUACAAAAAGGGCCAUUCUUUUUGUGUCAUCUUUUAGAAGAAAAAACAAACCCUUCACGAUACUCAUCAUGGCCCUCAUGGCUCAUGCACAUUAUAGUCAUUUUGUUUAUUAAUUGUGUCAUCAAUUUUUAUUAUAAGAUAAGAAGAAACUGAAACAAAGUGAUUUUCAUAUAUCCUUGCCAAAAUAUACAUACCACCACCAACAAAAAACAUGCCAUCUUCACAAGAAAAUAUGACACAAAAAUGGCCAUAUUCAAGCUUAAUGCAAAAUGCUCUAUCAGAGCUAAAAUUGCAAAGAGGAAUAUUAGUUCCUUUGAUUGUUAUGAACUUCACAUGGUUUGCAAAAACAGCCAUUACAACUGCAUUUCUUGGUAGGCUUGGAGAUCUUUAUUUAGCUGGAGGAACACUUGGUUUUACGUUUGCAAAUGUGACCGGAUUUUCGGUCUUGAAUGGUCUUUGUGGUGCCAUGGAGCCAAUUUGUGGACAAGCUUUUGGGGCCAAAAAUUAUAAGCUUCUUCAUAAGACUCUUGUUAUGGCUACUUUGUUUUUACUACUAGUCACCUUGCCUAUUUCUUUGUUGUGGCUUAAUGUUGAUAAGAUCUUAAUUCACUUUGGCCAACAAGAAGAUAUUUCACUAGUAGCCAAAUAUUAUCUUGUUAACCUCCUACCUGAUUUGGUUGUUACCUCUUUGUUAUGCCCUUUGAAGGCUUAUUUGAGUACACAAAAUGUUACAAUCCCAAUUAUGUUGAGCUCAACUUUAGCAGUUGUUUGUCAUGUACCGAUAACCAUGUUGCUUUCAAGAACUAAAGGGAUUAUAGGAGUUUCAAUGGCAAAUUGGAUAACAGACUUCUUGAUCAUGAUAUUGUUGGCUAUUUAUGUUGUGAUCGCGGAGAAUAAAAAAGGCGGAAAAUGGAAAGAAGGAGGAUGGUGGGAACAAGGGUAUCGCGAUUGGAUACGAUUACUCAAAUUAUGUGGACCGUGUUGCCUUACUACUUGUCUUGAAUGGUGGUGUUAUGAAAUCUUGGUUUUGUUAACAGGGCACCUACCAAAUGCUAAGCAGGCAAUUGGUGUUAUAGCCAUUGUGUUGAAUUUCGAUUAUUUGCUCUUCUCUGUUAUGCUUUCGUUAUCAACAUGUGCAUCCAUUCGCGUGUCUAAUGAGCUCGGUGCAGAUAGUCCUGGCCCUGCUUAUCGUGCAGCCUAUGUAUCAUUAGCUAUGAGCAUUGUCUCGGGUUUUCUUGGUGGCUCUGUCAUGGCAGGGGCAAGAGGCAUUUGGGGUCCAUUGUUUAGCCAUGACAAAGGGAUAAUAAGUGGUGUCAAGAAGAUUAUGUUGCUAAUGGCAGUGCUUGAAGUGGUUAAUUUCCCUUUAGCAGUGUGUGGAGGUAUCGUUCGCGGAACGGCUAGGCCAUGGCUAGGGACAUACGCAAAUAUUUGUGGAUUCUAUCUCUUGGCAUUGCCAUUAGGUGUGAUUUUGGCUUUCAAGAUUCAUCUUGGUUUAGCUGGAUUGUUGACAGGGUUUGUGGUUGGUGUAGCUCUUUGUUUGGCCUUGUUGUUGGUGUUUAUUGCUAGGGUUGAUUGGGUUCAAGAAGCUAAGAAAGCACAACUACUUUCUUGUAACCUUGAAGAAAUUGCUAAAGAUGAUGAGAGAAACUAAAACUUCACAAGUUGUUACUUACAUAGUAUGAUUCAUGACUAUUGUCUUGUUUCACCUACAACCAGAGGCGGAUUUAAGGUGGAUUUAGUUGAUCGGUUCAACUGAACACAUUACUUAUGACGUGAACUAUAUAUACAUAUGUAAAAAGACAAAAAUAUUCUUACUCUUGAAUUCGCCUCUGCCUACAACUAUUGUUAGACAAAUAUUGUAAGUAGUUUCUUUCACAUUUCCCUCAAUCAUCGUGGUAUUAGAGGGACAUUGGUGUAGAUGAAACCAAAAACAAUGUGAAGGAAAAUCAAUUCAGAAGAAAAUACCAAUUGUUAGUAUA
Capsicum annuum is the source of this 2001-nucleotide messenger RNA. Its product is annotated as protein DETOXIFICATION 56. The record is from RefSeq and is a predicted model, not a curated record. Gene Ontology annotation, biological process: xenobiotic detoxification by transmembrane export across the plasma membrane. Gene Ontology annotation, cellular component: membrane. Gene Ontology annotation, molecular function: antiporter activity; xenobiotic transmembrane transporter activity. NCBI's taxonomy places the organism in Eukaryota, Viridiplantae, Streptophyta, Magnoliopsida, Solanales, Solanaceae. The coding region runs from base 234 to 1673 and encodes 479 amino acids. The transcript has a single exon.